AUAUAAAAUCUCAUUGUGCGUACGAAAUUUAAAUACACAGAGUUGAAACGCCAAUCGACGUCGUCUUCAUUUCGUGCCAGCGAGUGUUGUAAAUGCAGAUAAAAUAAUUAUUGAUAAUCAUCUCAUAGUGCUACACACCGAAUAAGAAGCACAACAGUGGAAGAUAUUAUGAACCGUUCGUCGCUAACCGCGAUCUGUUUGUGGCUGUGCAGUGGAUGGUGCUGCGGCAUUUCCGAGGCGGGUCUGCUUCCAUCUCAACGGCGGCCAAUCGUUGACCCGCACUCGGUGCCGCUAGUAGACACACUGAAUCACGGCCGAAAUCGCGUGUUCGGUUCACGUCAGCAGCAGAAGAAGUCGGCGGUGGCUGCGACAACGGUAUCGGUACAGGCCCCGUCGAACAGCGGACAGCAGGUGGAUGGCGACCAGGAUGCUGCGGAUACAAUUGGCUUCAACUUCGGCCUGGGCUUCGGGCUAGACACGCCACUUAUCGAUUCACUUCUAGAGCGGUUGUUGAGGCGUAAGCAACUCCUUAUAGCCGCGGCCUCGGCCGCUUACCCGGGUGCCGGCAACUGGGGCGUGGCCGGCGGCGGCGGUGGAGGUUAUUUCCCGGGACCGGCAGUCGUAUUCCCAUACGGUGGCGGCGGCGGCGGUGGCGGCGUGGGUGGCGGUGGUGGUGUUCUCCCGUGGAACAGGCCCGCUGCAUAUCCAUUUCCGUUCGUGCCGUCCAUGAACCCGUUCGGUGGUGGCGGUGGUUUAGGCGGCGGUGGGUGGGGUGGUUUUGGCAGUGGCGGCAUCGGCGGCGGUGGUUGGGGUGGGGGUUGGGGUGGUUUUAAUCCGUUGUUCGAUUUCGACAAUGAUUUUGGAUGGAAGAACAACAACGCACAACAAUAAGCGCUCUCAAAUAUUACGCAUUUAAUUAUUUUAAUUAUGAAUACAUUUUAUAUGAAAAAAUAUCUGUAAAAGUAUGUAAUUGAGAAACAACAAUACAUAUAAUAUAAAUAAAUCGUUUUAAAAAUGGA
Rhopalosiphum padi (bird cherry-oat aphid) is the source of this 1019-nucleotide messenger RNA. RefSeq lists its product as uncharacterized. The transcript has 2 exons. The coding region runs from base 169 to 891 and encodes 240 amino acids. Lineage: Eukaryota; Metazoa; Arthropoda; Insecta; Hemiptera; Aphididae. The record is from RefSeq and is a predicted model, not a curated record.